UUUACAUCUGUGUUUAAAGAAUCAAAUAAUUGAAAAUUGUACAAGGUUUAUGAUUGGUUUGUACAAUUGCACUUAACGUUGGUACAAUAGCACUUAAACCAUACAAAUAAUAAAAAUAUUCAGAAAGUAUUUUAAAACAAUUUCCGUCGUUACGCCUUAGCAACCACUUUUCAAGAUGGCAUCUAAAUAUAUUCUAAUAGAACGCUUGGCACAGUUUACUUUUGUAUACAUUUUUAAAACAGGGUGAAUGGAAUCAGUGAUGAGUCUACUUACUGAUGCUGUUGUAACUCAUCUUGGAGAUAAAUUUCUAUCAGAAGACAAACUACAUACAAAUACAAUACCUGAAGAUGUUCAUCAAUCUAAAAGUCAAAGCCAUCUCCCUGUUGUUUUUACAAGUAACACAAUAUUUCACCGGAACAAUGUUUCAGAAAAUGGUUUAAAAGUCUCUAGGUUACACAAAAUUGAUAAAAAUAAUAAAGAUAUCAGAUCAUUAAAUGAAACAUGUUCUUCUUUAAAGCGCCUAUCUAUUCGUUCUAUUACACUUCAUUCCUCAAAUGAAAAAAAUUGCUUAGAAAACAAAUACAGCGAAUUUUUUAAUCAUAAAUCAAAGAAGACUAAUCAAAUGGAUGAGAACUAUCAAAAAAUGCAAGAAAUGAAGAAUUUAGCAUACCUUGCUAUGCAGAAUAACAAAGUGUUUGUUUGUAAUGGACCAUAUGCAUCUUUGCGCAAAGCUUUACGUAGAAGAGGAUGGGUUGAGCAACGGUUUAAAGCAAUCAAUGCAUUAACUCAAGAAUGUCCAGAUUCAGAGUUAAAUGAAGAUACAUUUGGCGAAAAUCUAAAUGAGCAAUAUUUUGAAAUUAUGUCACGGUUGGUUAGAAAUGCUGUUCCUUCAUUUAUAUGGACUCUUAAGCGCGAUGACAUUGGCUUUCGUUCUUUGCAUAAGGAUCAAAUUAUAAAUCAUUACACUUGUGCUUGGGCAUUUACUACAAAAUCAGGCUUAUGCUCACAUCUCAGAAAUCUCCAUCACUUUGAUGAUCUUAAUGCCAACAGUUUUUUUCCUAGAUGUUAUAGACUUUGUUGUCAGCACGAAAGAGAUGAAUUUAUUGAUGAUUUUAGAAUAACAGCAGCUCAAGGACUGUUAAAAAUUGUUGUCGGAGAAAGUGAGAAGUGGGCAUUAAUUAAAAAUUCUGAAAAUGUUAGUAUGGAAAAUAUGUCUAAAUGUAUCAAACAAAGUUUGUCGCCAAUGCUCCUUGAAAUAGCCAUAAAAGCUUGUCAUUUGUAUCUUGAAAGCAAAGCACAUCUGGAUAUUGAAGAAGACUAUAACGAGCAUAUAACUGAUGAUUUAUGGAAUUCACUUUUAGAAUAUUAUUACAAAGUAGCAAGAAACGAUUUCUAUAUUGAAAAUGGAUGGCAGUAUCAAAAUGAAUGCAAAACUGUUUUAAACAAACUAAGCAGCUACUUUCCUCAGAUGAAAAUUGAUGGUUGUCAAAACCUAUGGAUUUUGAAGCCUGGUGCAAAAUCGCGAGGUAGAGGUAUUGAAAUUAUGUAUUGUUUGGAUACCAUCCUCAAACUUUCAAGUGACAAUGUUUCCAAAAAAGAAGAUCGGUUGGUUAUACAAAAGUACAUUGAAAGACCAUUCUUGGUUCACAAAACAAAAUUUGAUAUUCGCCAAUGGUUUUUGGUAACUGACUGGAAUCCAUUGGUAUUAUGGAUUUAUAAAGAUUCGUAUAUUAGAUAUUGUGGCCAAGAGUUUUGCUUGGACAAAUUUGAUCCUCAAGUUCACCUUUCUAAUAAUUCCAUACAAAAGCAUUUUAAAAAUGGAAAACGUUCGAGGCAUUUGCCUGAAUUUAAUAUGUGGUUUAGUGAUGAGUUCAAGGCGCACAUUAUUAAAAGAGGAUUUAAAACAACUUGGGAUGACGUCAUAUACCCGGGUAUGAAAGCAGCUAUUAUUGCGACUUUGCAAAGUUGUCAAAAUUCUUUAGAAUAUCGAAAAAACUCGUUUGAGUUAUACGGUGCUGAUUUUAUGCUAGAUGAAAAUCUAAAUCCUUGGCUAAUUGAAAUAAACUCAAGUCCAGCCUUAAGCCCCAGUACUCCUGUUACCGAGAAGCUAUGUAAUAAUGUUUUAGAAGAUACUAUGAAAGUUAUACUUGAUCGUCGUGAAAAUAAAAAUUGUGAUGUUGGUCGGUUCGACUUAGCAUAUAAACAACAAUAUAUAAAUGUUCCAUCUUAUAUGGGUUGCCCUCUAUCUAUUGAAGGUAUUUCGUUAUCAAAAAAAAAAACGCUUGACGUUGAAAAAGUCAAAUCACAAAGCGAUAAAAGUAUUAGUUUUACCUAUAGUUCUUCUUCGGCAGAUAGCUCAAUUAUUUCUAUAUCGAAAGAUACUUCAUACGUUACUGAAUCAUGCCAAGAUUCUAUAGAAAAAAGGUUUACCGAACAAAUUAAUCUAAGAAAUUCUUCAAAAAAAAAAUUUCAAACCAAAAAGGGAAGUUUUACAAUCAAAAACCUGAAGCGAGAAAGUAAAAAAAAGCUACGGGAAACUUUGUUCCCAGCUUCCUGUAAUAAUUAAUUUAAACCUUUAACUAAUGUUUCUUUAAAACCAUCCGUACCUGUUAAUAAUCAACUGUUAAAUAUUUAUUUACUUUAAAUACCUUUUUAUAUUACUUAGCCGGAACUUCAAAUUCUAAAGCUUUUUUAUAUGUAUAUUGUUAAAAAUGAUAUUUAUAUUUUUAGUGUAA
Messenger RNA from Hydra vulgaris (swiftwater hydra), 2735 nucleotides. RefSeq names its product tubulin tyrosine ligase 3. Gene Ontology annotation, molecular function: protein-glycine ligase activity, initiating; ATP binding; metal ion binding. Gene Ontology annotation, cellular component: microtubule cytoskeleton. The record is from RefSeq and is a predicted model, not a curated record. Lineage: Eukaryota; Metazoa; Cnidaria; Hydrozoa; Anthoathecata; Hydridae. Gene Ontology annotation, biological process: protein polyglycylation.